Molecule: messenger RNA, 1148 nt
Organism: Choloepus didactylus (southern two-toed sloth)
Lineage: Eukaryota; Metazoa; Chordata; Mammalia; Pilosa; Megalonychidae
Product: olfactory receptor 4E1-like
Exons: 1
Coding region: 1-948 (315 amino acids)
Biological process (GO): G protein-coupled receptor signaling pathway
Cellular component (GO): membrane
Molecular function (GO): olfactory receptor activity; G protein-coupled receptor activity
Source: RefSeq, a predicted model, not a curated record
AUGGAGGAGGCUGCCCUAUUCAAUCAAACUUCCGUAGUGACAUGUUUUAGGCUUACAGGUUUAUCCGUAAAUCAGAAGGUGCAGACAGCUCUGUUUGCCAUGUUCCUCAUUUUCUAUGUCCUGACACUGUUUGGGAACAUCCUCAUUGUCAUAACUAUUAUCUAUGAUCGCCGGCUCCAUACCCCCAUGUAUUUCUUUCUCAGCAACCUGUCCUUUAUCGAUGUCUGCCACUCUACUGUCACUGUCCCCAAGAUGCUGAUAGACACCUGGUCAGAGGAGAAGCUCAUUCCCUUUGAUGCCUGUGUGGCCCAGAUGUUCUUCCUGCACCUCUUUGCCUGCACAGAGAUCUUUCUCCUCACUGUCAUGGCCUAUGAUCGGUAUGUGGCCAUUUGCAAACCUCUGCAGUACAUGACGAUAAUGAACUGGAAGGUAUGUGUGCUGCUGGCUGUGGCCCUCUGGACAGGGGGGACCAUCCACUCCAUAUCCUUUACCUCCCUCACCAUCAUAGUGCCUUACUGUGGUCCCAAUGAGAUUGACAACUUCUUCUGCGAUGUCCCUCAGGUGAUCAAACUAGCCUGCACUGAUACCACAAUCAUUGAGAUCCUCAUCGCUUCUAACAGUGGAAUGAUCUCUAUGGUAUGUUUCGUAAUCAUCGUAGUGUCCUAUGGUGUCAUCCUGGUGAGUCUGAGGCAGCAAUUCUCUGAGGGUAGGCGGAAAGCCCUGUCCACCUGUGCAGCCCACCUCACCGUAGUCACGCUAUUCCUGGGACACUGCAUCUUCAUCUAUACCCGCCCAUCCAUUAGCUUUCCACAGGACAAGGUGGUGUCUGCAUUUUUUGCUGCUGUCACCCCCCUGCUAAACCCCUUCAUAUAUACCUUUAGGAACGAAGACAUGAAGAAUGCCUUGAAAAAGUUAAUGGGGAGGAAGAAAAGGAAAGAAGAAAAAUGAAAAUGUCUAAGCCCUUAGGGUGCUUGGUGUUCCAAAUCAAAGAAAUGUCUUAUAAAGAUUAAGUUGCAUACAAUAUUUAUUAGACUACAUGAUUCAUAAAAUUAUUCUCUAGUUUACUAUCUGACUCUCAUAGCAACAGCUAUAAUUUUUAUUCUCUUCCAUGUUAGAAAUUAUUCUGAGCAUUUUACAUCUACUUAAUU